This is a messenger RNA of Vicia villosa (hairy vetch), 483 nucleotides long. RefSeq lists its product as uncharacterized. The transcript has 4 exons. Gene Ontology annotation, biological process: rRNA processing. The record is from RefSeq and is a predicted model, not a curated record. Gene Ontology annotation, cellular component: nucleus. Lineage: Eukaryota; Viridiplantae; Streptophyta; Magnoliopsida; Fabales; Fabaceae. The coding region runs from base 94 to 324 and encodes 76 amino acids.
AAUCCAACUGAUUCUGUUGUUGUUUGCGCACGUACUGAAGAUGAUGUCAAUUUCCUUGAAGUUUGGAUACUUGAAGAUGCCAAUACCCGUGAUAUGAACUUGUAUAUUCACCAUGAUAUCAUUAUUCCGGAAUUUCCACUCUGCACGGCUUGGCUGGAUUGUCCCCUUAAAGGAGGAGAAAAAGGAAACUUCUUGGCUGUUGGUUCAAUGGGACCCUCCAUAGAAAUUUGGGAUCUUGAUGUUAUUGAUGAGGUAGAACCAUGUGUGGCGUUGGGUGGCAUAGAGUCAAGCAAAACAUGGAAAAAUGGGAAAAAGGUUUGUUAAACAUUGUGUUAAUCAAUCAGCAUAAAAUUAUUUGGUUACCUCUUUUGUUUUGGAUUUGCUGGUUACUAAAUUGUGACAAAAUUAUUAAGUCACAUGUGAUAUUCUGUUUGUAUGGUCUGCUGUGUGAAAAUUUAAAUUCUAUUGCCCGUCUAUCUAUCU